Messenger RNA from Aureobasidium vineae, 1053 nucleotides. NCBI's taxonomy places the organism in Eukaryota, Fungi, Ascomycota, Dothideomycetes, Dothideales, Saccotheciaceae. The record is from the annotation of a GenBank genome assembly.
AUGGAUUCUCCAAACAAUACCUCUACAGCCACAGAUGCUCCCAACAAGGUAGACGAUGUCAAGAUCCAAGGUACACCAUAUCCGCCACCCACAUCCAGUCCAGAUACUGACUAUAUCGCAGACUCCGCCAACCCUUCUGGUCCCAUCGAUCCCGCCGACCCUGAUUUCCUCAAUCUCGCUGUCGAAGAGCGCAACAAGAUCUACUAUCAGCUCCUCGACCCUAAGGGCACCAAUACUCUGAGCAUUGAGCCUCCAAACUCUCUCAAAGCCAUCAACAAGCUUCUCAGUAUCUCUCCACAAGUCCGCGCUGAAGUCACCACUCUAAUCGCCGCUGAGACCAAGGCUCGUGUCCAAGCUGGUCUCUACUACGACCUGAAGCUUGAACCUCACACCGUCGCGAUCCCCAGCAAGUCCAAGAAGAAGAAGUCAAAGAAGUCAAAGAAGCAGAACACGACCACCACCGAGCUCUCCGACGACCUCAAGUUCUGGAAGAUGGACAUCAUUGUCUUCACCGCCCAAGGUAUAGUCAGAGUCAAGGCAGAGAUGGACUUCAAGGACAAGACUGUCAAGGUCAGCCUUCCUGGCUUCGAGGACGGUAUGGGCAUGUUCAGCUCCAACUACUGCGACUACCUCUUUGGAGAUCUCGAAGAUGCCUUUCUCAAGCCCUUGAAGACCUUUACCGACAAGGAUGGCUUUGAUGGCUUCGUGCUCAAGAACAUUCUUGACUUGCUGCACAAGAUUGAGAUGCCUUGCCCGGAGUACUUCUGGGAUGGUGACGAGCUGUUCGGUGAGGACUAUGACGAAUGGGACGAGGAAGAUGAUUGGGAUGAGUACGAUGACUAUGAAGAUGAGGGAGUGGGCGAAGGCUAUGAUGACUUCGGCGAGGAGAACGAGGAUGGAUACAGUGACGAGGAAGACUACUCUGAUGGGGAAGGAGGCGAAGAUGAGGAGGCUGGUGAGGAUGAUGAUGGACAGUCUCUCAAGACUGAUGGCAAGGUUGAAGUCAACGCUGAAGAUGCCAAAGCCGAGGCUGUCAAGACUGCGGACAUCUAG